Molecule: messenger RNA, 350 nt
Organism: Helianthus annuus (common sunflower)
Lineage: Eukaryota; Viridiplantae; Streptophyta; Magnoliopsida; Asterales; Asteraceae
Product: oligoribonuclease
Exons: 5
Coding region: 1-312 (103 amino acids)
Cellular component (GO): mitochondrion
Molecular function (GO): 3'-5'-RNA exonuclease activity; nucleic acid binding
Source: RefSeq, a predicted model, not a curated record
AUGACUACAGUUAUAGAUUUUGUGAAGGGACAUGUCAACGCAUAUAUGCCUUCACUUGCAGGAAAUUCAGUUUAUGUUGAUUUUAUGUUCUUGAAGAAGUACAUGCCCGAUCUCGCUAGUCUUUUCUCUCACGUUCUCGUUGAUAUCAGCAGUAUCAAAGCUUUAUGUUGCCAUUGGUUCCCAGAAGAUGAUAAAAAGGCUCCAAAAAAGGAGAAGAAGCAUGGAGCCGUACUGGAUGAGAUCAAAGAAAGCAUAACCGAGCUCAAAUAUUACAAGGAACAUGCAUUCAGAUCACCAAAGUCUAAGAGGUAACAAUAUGUGAAGGCCAAUUAGAAGCCAGCUGGACAACA